CGGCUAGCUUGAGUGUCAGGGGGAGAGCGGAGCCGGCUGCUGCACCUGCCUCCCGCCGCUCCGCGAUACAGCCCGUGUGGGCGCGGCAGGGGUUAAGGUGGGCGCCCGCGCCCGGAGCCCCGCGCCUCGCGCCCACCCGCCGGGAUGAGCGCGCAGUCCGCCCGCUCGCUCGCUCGGCGCCGGCCCAGGAGAAAGUGGCGGUCAGUGAUGGAGCUGCUGCCAUGACAACCCAGGCGGUCGGGGCCCGCGCGCUUCUGGACUGCUCCCGGGAGGAAGGCGGCGCGGAGGCCAGGGGCGGCCUCUGAGCGUGGCGUCCGCGCGUCCCCGCGUCCCGUGCCACGUCCCCGGAGGAGGCGGGGGCGCCGUCCGCCAGCUCCCCGUGAGCCCGGAGCCUGCGCCGGGCGGCGCUCCGCGGGCUGGCGACGCGGGCCGGGCUGGCCACCAGUCGCCGCCCGGGCUGCGGUGGAGGACGCCCACAGCACCGACGGAUCCUCGGGCUGAGACGGCCGCCGGUCCCCACGCUGGAACUUUUUGCCGCCUUUGGGUUCCAGAUUCGAGACUCGGGCUGGUCUAUAAAUACAUCUAUACAUGAGUGCCCGUGCGCAGCGGAGAUGCCACCUUCCCCAAAGCUAUGGACAACGUGACGGUCCGGCAGGGGGAGAGCGCCACCCUCAGGUGUACCAUAGAUGACCGAGUCACCCGGGUGGCCUGGCUAAACCGCAGCACCAUCCUCUAUGCUGGGAAUGACAAGUGGUCCAUAGACCCUCGUGUGAUCAUCCUGGUCAACACACCAACCCAAUACAGCAUCAUGAUCCAGAACGUGGAUGUGUAUGACGAGGGCCCUUACACCUGCUCUGUGCAAACAGACAACCACCCGAAAACUUCCCGGGUCCACCUCAUAGUGCAAGUUCCUCCCCAGAUCAUGAAUAUCUCCUCAGACAUCACUGUAAAUGAGGGAAGCAGUGUGACCCUGCUGUGUCUUGCUAUUGGCAGACCAGAGCCAACUGUGACAUGGAAACAUCUGUCAGUCAAGGAAGGCCAGGGCUUUGUGAGUGAGGAUGAAUACCUGGAAAUCUCUGACAUCAAACGUGACCAGUCUGGGGAGUAUGAAUGCAGCGCCUUGAAUGAUGUUGCCGCACCUGAUGUGCGGAAAGUAAAAAUCACUGUAAACUACCCUCCCUAUAUCUCAAAAGCCAAGAACACUGGUGUCUCUGUUGGUCAGAAGGGUAUCUUGAGUUGUGAAGCCUCUGCAGUGCCUAUGGCUGAAUUCCAGUGGUUCAAGGAAGAUACCAGGCUAGCCACCGGCCUGGGCGGCGUGAGGAUUGAGAACAAAGGCCACAUAUCCACUCUGACUUUCUUCAAUGUUUCAGAAAAGGAUUAUGGAAACUAUACUUGUGUGGCCACAAACAAGCUUGGGAACACCAAUGCCAGCAUCACACUGUAUGAAAUAAGCCCCUCAUCAGCAGUGGCAGGGCCUGGAGCAGUCAUUGAUGGUGUAAACUCGGCCUCUAGAGCACUGGCUUGUCUCUGGCUAUCAGGGACCCUCUUUGCCCACUUCCUCAUCAAGUUUUGAUAAGAAAUCAUAGGUCCUCUGAGCAACGCCUGCUUCUCCAUAUCACAGACUUUAAUCUACACUGCGGAGGGCAAACAAGUUUGGGCUUCUUUUUGUUUGUUUCUGUUCUUCUUGUUUUUUUGGGGGGAGGGUUGGUUUAUUUGAGUUUUUCUCCAGUUUGAAUGAGUGGGGUUGGGGGGAUGGGUGGGCUGGAUUCUACCAUGUUUAGGGUAAUCAUUCAUUGGUGUGUCCAAAAAUGGAAUCUAUCCCUGCUACCUGGGCCCUUUCCUUUCCUCUGCUCCUCUCCCCAUCAUCAUCACUAUGAACCUCUCCUCCCCUAACACACCAAACCAUAAGCUCCAUUUGGGCAAAAAACGUGCCUCAUGAUAAACACCCUGAAGACACAACUUGACUUACAAUGUAGUGCACAGCAAGAGUUAUAUCCAAGUGUCCUAUUAUCUGUGUCUUUUAAGCUUUGGGCCAUUUUCUUUAUUAUAAUGUACAUAUCCCUCCCUCCAUGUUUACUAUUAUCUAAUUACAUUGGGGUUCACAUCCUUUCUUUCUGGGAAGGUCUGAAUACACCCAUAUCCAUAUAUGUGUAUAUAUACACAUAUAUGGAUAUUCUUGUCACCUUCUCUAACCACUCUGUCCUAUUCACUUGCUCUAUCACUAUGUGGGUUAGAGGUUUGGGGCUAUUCACACAACCUAAAAGUAAAAGUUUAGAAGUCACUUGACCAAAAAGAGGGGAAGCAUUUUGACGACAGUACUUCUUUUUUAAAACUGCUAACUCAUAAAACAAAAUGAUCUAUGGAUGACUGAUUAUUUAGGGCUUAUCAAGCUAUCACAGGAAACAUAUGGUUAUCCAUCUACUUGACUGUGUGACUUAUCUCUCCCUCCAAUUAUCUACCCACCCAUCUUUCUCUGUAGCAAUCUAUUUACUCUAUUUAUCAAUCUAUCAAUGUAAUUAUCCAACACUUCUCUAUAUUUCUUCCCUACUACUCACUAUCAAUUCAUCACCAUAUUAAUUUCUAAUCAUAUUGUGUCUAUUUCACUAUAUUCAUUUCUCCUCUACCUUCAGCAGACACUGGCAUCUUCAAAAUUACCUAUCAACUUUCCUAUGAAAGCCAAUGGUCUCACAGGCUAACAGCAUAGAAAAGCAAUAUGUCGUGGACUCUUUGGAAGGUGAUAUCCCAUCCACCUUCCAAAGUAGAUGCCAUUAACAGAUGGACCAAAGUAGCAAUCUAAGGAUCAGUCCCUCACCAUUCCUGGAGUACUGUGUUUCCAAAAGCAUCUUCUUGGGAAGCAGAUCAGCCCUGGAAAGGCCUUGAUCAGUGCCAUGUUUUGUUUUGUUGUUGUUUUUUUUUUUCCUUUCAUAUUUGAAGGAUCAAGAUGCCAAACUUCAUGUUUCCCUCGGCCUUCCAAGAAAGUGUGUGUCAGAAACCUAUGGGAUUUACUCCAUGGCUGGCUUUUCUUAAUAGCAAGAACAGAAGGGAGGAAACACAUAUCUAUCUCUGCAGUGAAGAGAGAAGUCUACCUGUCUGAGUGCAAUGAAUUCAGCUAUUGUCUCCUCCCUCUUCCAGUUUUGGUUUAAUCUGUUUGAAAACUAUCCAGUAAAAAGCUGAUGAAAACCAAUUACAUGGCGGGUGUGUUGACAACUCUGGUAUUUGUUUCAGGAAGCUCUUCUGAGCUGAGGGCACUUGAGCAACUGACUUAAUUUCCAAGCACUUGAUUAACACAACACUGCAAACAGGAGGGGAAAGUGUAAGUGACACACAAUUUCCUCUGAUACAGGCUGCUUCUCCAGUGGCUUUGGGGAAGAAUGUCCUCAGUUUUCCAUUUUCACAGCAGAUCCAGCAGACAAACAAGAGCUAACCUGACGUUUAUGCAUCAUUUCCUGAGACAAGAAAGAUUCAGCCAACAAGGGUGCCUAUAAUCCAAAAGAAUGGCAUUGAAAACCAUGUAAGCUUAUGCCUCUCUUUACUCGUCCUGCAAGGACUGACCUUCUGAGAUGAUGAGAAAGGAAAGAAGCAUCAACAGUGACUAUCUCACAGACCUGUUCUGCCUCAGUGGGAAGCUUUCAGGUCCACACUCUAAAAAAAUAAUAAAUAUGAGCUUUAUAGAGCUCCAUUCCCUUAAUGCUUAAUUGAUCUUCUGCCUCCAAUAUAAAUGGCCUCUUUGUUUUGUCCAUAGUGGCACAUGAACAUGACAUACACAGUGGGGUAAUAUAUACUUAGAUAUGUAUGACAUACAUAGAUACCUACAUGUAUACAAAGGUAGGUAGUCUUGGCAUACAAAAUGCUAGGCACUUUUGUAAGAGUUGGAGAUGGUGUGAGUAAAAUUAAUAUUACAUUUGACAGCUAUAAACAGACAUCUGCAUUUCCUAGUGAGCUGCCAGGAGCCAGAUUCUGGGAAUAUAAAUGAUGUGCCAAAAGCAGUGUAUUGAUUCCAAGUUCCAGGGACAAUCAUGAGCAGACACAAAGUCAGAAUUAAAGGUCGGACAUCAGUGUUUCAGAUCUGUCAUCGCAUUCUGCACCUGGAGUCAGGUUGGUGUCAGACAUUGUAUGGGGAUUAAAUUCAUCAUUUGAGUGUUAUACUGAUAAUAAAUGUUACUUUGGAGUAAAAUAAAUGUGGAGGCUCUGGGGAGUAACACAGUGCUUGCUGUCUUGGAGAACACAGUGCUUGAAGUGGACAAGCUAUACAUGUUCUUCAUGUCAAGGUUGUUCUAGAGGAAGGGACCCAUCUUCCUCUGACCAGAAAGAUCACCAGAACCUUUUGAACAUGAUGAGGCUGGGUCUCAGAGUCACUAUGGAAUUCUAUGCUGCCCUCUUCCACUGGAUACCAGGAAGCACCUCUGGUGUUUGCCUAUUCCAACCAUGUUUUAGAGGGAAAAAAAAAUCCUACAGUCAAUACUCAUCUGUCUGGGAUAAAGAAAAUCAAGUAAAUAAGUAAAUAAACCAAGUGAAUAAAUGAAGAAAACUGGGCACUAGGAAAGAAAAUGGCUCUUCUUCACUAUAGACAUACUCCAGCUUCUGUGUUGUUUGGGUUACUUUUGUGGGGAUGGCUCCAUCAAACAGGAGCUGUUACCCAACAUUUGAAGAGUAUAGAACAUUAAAUGCUACUAAGGACAAUAUCCACACUCACACAUGCUUUUUCAGCUUCCAAUAUGGAGGGUAGAUGGAUAAUGCCUGUUGUAUAGAUUUUUUUUAAGGUGCCAGUGCCAAGAAUGGGGUAGGGGUAAAGAAGGAAGGUAAACGAAACUCUGAGCAACCUAUAACUCUCCAUGGGUUUUUCACAUGGGAAGGAAACCAAAUAAGACUUAUCAUCAGAUUAGGUGUGACAAAUUCAGCAAUGUACUUACUCUGAAACCUUCCCCCUUCCUAAAACACAGUUAAUAUGUAUUGCCACCAAAGUAAUGCCAAUGAAUGAGCUAGUGUUAAGGCUCUGGUCAAGCUUGUUUUUCAGUAGUUUAUUGUCAAGUGCCUGAUACAGUCAUCUGCAAGUCUAAGCAAAUGUGUUUAGUUUUUUUUUUUUUUUCAUUCUUGUUUUAACUGGGGGAGAGGGGACAUUUAGGUGAGCAGUGGUCAAAACAUGCACAUAUGUUAUGCAGGGAGCAUUGUGCACGGCUGUUCUACUGCAAUUGUGCUAGCUGAAAUGGAAGGAAAGUUAAGGCUUUCUAUGAAAAAUAGGCCUUGGUCUUUGUCCCCUGAAACCUAUGUCUCAUACUAGAUGAUACAUUCCACAGGUUGGGCAGUUUUUCUCAAAACCUGGGUGGGAAGUGUGCUCCACUGGGUGGAAGUGGACUCCAGAAACUCCACAACCAAGGCUAAAUUUAAGGGCCUGUUUCUGCAUGGAUCCAGUAAACUUGAUCUCAACAUGGAGAUGUUAACAAGUUCUCCUUAUUUUGGAAGAACUCUUAUGUGAAAAGAGCAGAGAAACUCCAAGUGGGCAGUCAACAUCAAAGAAAGCUUAUCAUUGCCAUCGCGUCCAGAAAUGGAAUGCUCUAGUUUUGGUUGGUGCUUCCAAUGCCAAAAGGAAUGUUCUUUCCUCUGUAGUUGUGUAUGGAUGUCAUCAGAGCCAUGGGGAGAAAGAGGGUAGGAGUGGCUCAAGAUAAGAUGGAUUAUGGGGGGAGGUUAUCUUUUCCAAUUUGACCCUGAGUCCUCACCAGGAACUAGCCCACUUUCCCUUCCCACCUACCCACCCCCCCCACCGCAAACAAACAAACAAACAAAAGCUUAUUUAAAGUAAAGUUUAAUAUAUUUGAAAUUAGGGAAAGGAGCAUAAAAUUCUUCUUGUUGGCAAAUUUACUUUUUUGUCCUUUUCUCCAAGAGCGAGGAUGUUUUGGUUUUGUUUCACCCAAGUUAUAUUCCUAGAAACUUACACCCAAUUGCCUCUUCUACCAUCCAGAACUUCCCUUUUGGUUUUAAGACAAAUAAGUUUGAGCAGUUGCAGUAAAACUUCACAGGUGUGUAACUAGGAAAGUAACAUUUUCAAAAGAUACCAUAUGAUGAGGACUCCUAAUGAUCACUAAAAGCAAACAAAUAAAAAUGCCACUCUCAUUUCCCUCAUUUCUUACUUAAAAGAAGAGAAGUAAAUGAAAGGAAGAAGAAACAGAUUUGCAAUUAAAAGAUAGGGCAGAAUGACAGAGCUGAACCAGUGCAAUUGAGCCUUCAGGUGCAGGAGCCUCAGAGUCCAAGGGGAUAUGGAGUGGACUUAAUUAGGUGCCAUUGUCUUCAUCCUAAAAGUAAGCAGCUAAGCCUCAUUUCCAAUAUUUUAAAGAGAUUUCUUUUUGUUUCUUUCAAUGGUGCCCUUUUAAAGGCAUACAAUUGUUCCAUGCCACUGAGUGGAGAAAGAAAGAUUGUGAACCCUCUACUAUCCUUCUAGGGCCGCAUUCUACAUUAUUGGCAGAUUUAUAAGGAUAUCAAUAAUAGCAAUGAUAAGUAAUAACAGCUGCCCUUGUGUUAGUUAAAGGGAGCAUUUUUAAUCAUUCAAAAAUUUUUGUGACCUGUAAAGUGCAGUUGUGAGGAAUGUGUGGGUGUACGAAAAUGUAUCUGUCAAGUUCAGAGUCCUUUAGAUUAAAAAAUAUAUAUAUAUAUGACUUAUCAAUGGUGCCGUUAUAGCUGUGUCAGACAAUGGGUGUGCCCAUUCUCACAAUUAUCCUUAAAACAAAUCUAUGUUUAAAUGCUUUAAAAAUUAUCACAUGAUACAAGAGUAUAACUUCUAGAGUUCUUUUUCUUUUAUUUUCUUUCUUAUUUUUUCCGUCAAAAAUCAAUGAAGACUUGAUUUCUGUCAAUAAUUGUAUUAAGGGUGAAUAUACUACCUGAAUUUUGUGCAUGUUACAUUGUAGUUGUAACCUUUUCUAAUUCAGGAUGAAUACGAGAUGGUUGUGAUUGUGCAGUGUAUCAAUAAAGUUCAAAGAAAUUUGUAA
Molecule: messenger RNA, 6977 nt
Organism: Acinonyx jubatus (cheetah)
Lineage: Eukaryota; Metazoa; Chordata; Mammalia; Carnivora; Felidae
Gene: OPCML
Product: opioid binding protein/cell adhesion molecule like
Exons: 9
Coding region: 632-1573 (313 amino acids)
Cellular component (GO): neuron projection
Source: RefSeq, a predicted model, not a curated record